CGACCCCUUCCUCCUCACCACCGAUAACGACGAGCAGCCUACUCUACUCUUGACGACAUAAAACCGGCUACUCCACAACUUAAAUCCACGAUGCUGCCCAAGAAGAAGUAUGCGUACCAGGCCGACAUGCCUUUCGCGAGGCAGCCAUUCAAGUCCAUCUACGUCGUCCAACGAAUGCUCACGACGCUCGUCAUGACUGUCUGGUGGGCCGUCUAUUACACCGUCAUGCCGCGCUCGUACCGCCCGCGACCCUCGUGGUCAGUCUCGUGCUGUAUCGUCGUCAACUUCAUGCGACGCAUACACAAGGUCACCGAACUUGCGGGCGUAACCUUUGGAACGCGGAAUCCGGACAAGGAGUGCUCGAACCGUCACCUGAAGUAUACGCGAUUCGAAUGGGUCGAACCGCUUCCGGACCACCUGCGCACGGGCAUCAUCGCGGACCCACAAGUCCCGUUCAAGAGAGUUGGGUGCUACGUAUGGCCUAAACAGCGACCGAAGAUCAUCCCCGUUUGCACAGGCGAUCUCACCCAGCCACCCAAAGACCAACUCAUGGACGCUGGCGAGUUCGAGAAUGCCGCCGGAGAGGUCCCUUUGAUUGGUAUCUUCCUUCACGGCGGAGGAUACUGCCAUAUGUCGGCGCACGAGAGCUCAAGUCCCUCUCAGAUUCCCUCCCGUCUCAUGAAGGACAAGACGUUUACCGAGAUCCAUGCCGUCGAGUAUCGCCUGCUGCAACACGCACCUUUCCCAGCUGCCGUCCAGGACGCGGCGGCUGUUUAUGCGCAUAUAGUCCGCCGUCACCAGCGCCAACGGUCAGGCAAAGACAGUUCCUCUCGGACAACUUCGAGCACACGCGUUGAGGAGCAGGAGACGGAGAGGAAGGGCGACGAGAUCGUCGAUUACCUCUCUGCAUCCAACACAGACUAUCAGGCACAAGCCCGCGACAGGAAGGAGAACGAAGACAUUCGUGCACGCGUUGCAGAUAUGAAAGCGAAUACGAACUGCAAGAUUGUAUUGAUCGGGGACAGCGCCGGUGGCAACCUCGUCCUUGCUCUUGCACGCUGGAUCCGCGACGAGGGCGUUCUUCCUCCGCCCGAAGCACUACUGCUUCUGUCCCCAUCUUGCGAUCCAUCACAUGCAUUCCCGGACACACCUUCAUCCUACGUCCCACGCCCGCACGCCGAUACCGACUACCUCGUCGAUACCCCCGAACCCCGCGCGCUCCUCCAACGCACCUUCCUCGGACAUAACCCUCUCGAGACCAUGCACAGUCCUUACGUCAGCCCAGCCUCAUCGCGGGUCCUCCGGGCAUUCUACGGAGACGCGUUUGCGUCCAGCGUCGCGGACCUCACCAUUGCGCAGCUCGACGACGGCCAGCGCGCAUACCUACGCAACAUGUCCUCAGUUCCAGCUACGCCUGUACCUUCCACCCCCCUCACUGCCUCCGCCGUCCCCCGCGGCCUCGUGACCGGGCCUCCAGAGGCCGCUGGGCCAGAGCAGGAACGCAGCCCGACGUCGCUCGCGCGCCCCGUCAUCGCCUCCCCGCGCGGACUGAGCCUCUUCACAGAGUUCCCGAAGUCGUGCGUCGUCUUAGGGGACGCGGAGCGCCUCGAGCGCGAGGUGAUGCGCCUGGUCGGCGCGAUGGAGCGCGAUGGGGUGGACGUGCACACGAUUUGGGUCAAGGACGCGCCGCACGACGUGCUCAUGAUGGACUACUGGGACGAGCGCGUGCGCGAUACUGUGUGGGGGCAGGUCGAGGAGUGGGUGCGUGGGCUGUGAGGGCUGGUGAAGAAAUGAAUGAACGCGAACGCUUGCACCGGGGUGUACCUUGGGGAGAGAUACAUGUCAUACACGGACUGUACGCCCAGCCUGCGGCGAUAUACAGUUGCUCUUUGUAUACCAAUAUAGCAUAUAUAGCAUAUAUCGUUGCGUGUAGUAAGUGAUGAGACGAUACAAG
Messenger RNA from Trametes versicolor FP-101664 SS1, 1954 nucleotides. RefSeq names its product alpha/beta-hydrolase. NCBI's taxonomy places the organism in Eukaryota, Fungi, Basidiomycota, Agaricomycetes, Polyporales, Polyporaceae. Gene Ontology annotation, molecular function: hydrolase activity. The transcript has 4 exons. The coding region runs from base 91 to 1776 and encodes 561 amino acids. The record is from RefSeq and is a predicted model, not a curated record.